This is a messenger RNA of Zeugodacus cucurbitae (melon fly), 5943 nucleotides long. It is a transcript of the gene ssh, whose product is annotated as protein phosphatase Slingshot. Gene Ontology annotation, biological process: actin cytoskeleton organization; protein dephosphorylation; negative regulation of actin filament polymerization. The record is from RefSeq and is a predicted model, not a curated record. NCBI's taxonomy places the organism in Eukaryota, Metazoa, Arthropoda, Insecta, Diptera, Tephritidae. The coding region runs from base 248 to 4810 and encodes 1520 amino acids. The transcript is spliced from 8 exons. Gene Ontology annotation, molecular function: actin binding; protein tyrosine/serine/threonine phosphatase activity. Gene Ontology annotation, cellular component: cytoplasm.
AUUUUCCACUCCCUUUUAUUUGUUAAAAACCAGUGAAUUCAGUACAGAGUUAUUGUUUAGUGAAAUAACAUGCAUUUUGUUAAAAUUCUUUUGAUGUUAUCCAUAGAUAUGUACAUACAUAAGUGAAGUGCAGUGACUAAAAUAAUUUUCUUCUGUAUAUGUUCAAGGGGAGGAGACGUAAAAACACAUCGACUCCCUUUGCAGGAAAUUAUAUUACGAAAAUACCACCUCCUUAAAUUUAGUAGAAAUGAAAAAAGUGAAGACAAUAAUAGAGGGAGAAACUGAGGAUGAUGAAGGCAAUAGAUCUGAAAAGAGCGAAUGUUUUUUUGCGGUUAAGGAUACUGCAUUGGGUCUUGCUCUUAAAGAUGUUCCAGCGAAAACCAAUGAACGUCGCGCAAGUACAGAUUCGGCAAAAUCUACUAAUAGCACACAAAGUAAUAAUUCUGAUAUACAACAACACUUACAAUCAAUGAUUGAUCUACUUUACCCGGAGGAAACCUUGAAGAUGGCUGUUAAAUUAGAAUCCCAACGUCCGAAUCGCACAAGGUAUCUUGUGAUUGUAUCACGUUGUUGUUACCGCCCCACAACCACCGAUCGAAAAACUAAAAUAAUGCGACAUAAUUCGACUAAAGCGAGCAACGUCAUAGCAUCGGCGAAUAUCGUUACUAUGCGUCAAUCGUCAACGGAUAGUAUUAAGCGUACGCCACAACAGCAACAGUCACAAACGGAGUCAAGUAGUGGCGGUGAGGAGUCGACGGAUGCACAAGAGAAGCAAUACUCCAACGCAUCUAUAUCUACGAAAGCAACUCAACGGCAGAGCAUGAAAAGUGAUACAGCAGAAAAGAUCAGUGCCUCAGGCGAUAGUAAAGCAUGCGAGGAUGGUGUCGAAGAAUCCUGUCUAUUGGGCAUUGACUGUAAUGAGCGUACCACAAUUGGACUAGUAUUGCCCAUACUUGCCGAUACCACAAUACAUCUCGAUGGCGAUGGUGGUUUUAGCGUGUCAGUUUAUGGUAAAACACAUAUUUUCAAGCCUGUUUCUGUGCAAGCUAUGUGGUCCGCAUUACAAACAUUACAUAAAGUAUCGCAAAAGGCUCGUGAGAAUAAUUUUUAUCCGCGUGGUCCAUCGCACGAUUGGACAUCUGAUUAUGAUAGCCAUAUCGAGUCGGAGCAGUCUUGCCUGAAUGAGUGGAAUGCAAUGGAUUCAAUAGAAAGCCGACGUCCUCCUUCGCCAGAUGCCAUAAGAAACAAACCAACAGCAAAGGAGGAAACGGAAAGUGUUAUAAAAAUGAAGUUGAAGGAAAUUAUGAUGUCAGUGGAUUUAGAUGAGGUUACCUCAAAAUAUAUACGUGGUCGACUUGAAGAACUGCUUGAUAUGGAUUUAGGCGAGUUCAAGUCCUUUAUCGAUGCAGAAAUGUUGACCAUACUUGGUCAGAUGGAUGCCCCAACAGAGAUUUUCGAUCAUGUCUAUCUUGGUUCGGAAUGGAAUGCCAGCAAUUUGGAAGAGUUGCAAAAAAAUGGUAUACGCCAUAUUCUUAACGUAACUCGGGAGAUCGACAAUUUCUUCCCAGGUGUAUUUGAUUACUUUAAUGUAAGAGUAUAUGAUGAUGAGAAAACGAAUUUGUUGAAACACUGGGACAACACAUUUCGUUACAUAACUCGUGCCAAAUCGGAAGGCUCUAAAGUACUGGUCCACUGUAAAAUGGGUGUCAGCCGAUCGGCAUCUGUGGUAAUCGCCUACGCCAUGAAGGCAUAUAACUGGGAAUUCAAGCAUGCACUGCAACACGUUAAAGAGCGUCGCAACUGCAUAAAACCGAAUAAAAAUUUCCUCAAUCAAUUGGAAACAUACCGCGGCAUGUUGGAUGCCAUGAAGAAUAAAGAGAAACUGCAGCGCAGUAAGAGUGAGACGAAUUUGAAAAGCACAAAAGACGCGCGUCUUCUGCCUGGCAGUGAGCCCACACCACUCAUACAGGCGCUUAAUCAAUCGAAAUCGAAGACAACCGGAGGCCAUGACGAUGUUAGCUGUGGUGAUAACGUUGCGGCAUGUACCGAUGGCGACAUUUUGAGUGGCAAAAGUGUUGGACGAUCUAAAGUUUCAGCCGCCAUUAAUAGUGGUGGCACAAAUGAAGCGAAGCAACGUCGCCUGGUGCGUCGGUCCAGUAGCACAUCACCGCAGGCGGUGCCACACGUGCCACACAUAACAGUAGUAAUUAAACAGCAGAGUCAAUCGUUGGAAAAUCUAACACCGGAGCGUAGUGUGGCAGAGGAGCCGAAGAAUAUGCGCUUUCCCGGAAGUAACGGUGAAAAUUAUAGUGUUACACAAAAUCAAGUGCGCCACAUACAAAAGAAUGUACAACCACCGCCACCUCCACCGCCGCCGCCACCAACAACGGUUUCACAACAUCAGCUACAACAAAAGAAACAGAAACAGCAAAUAGCUUCGGUACGCACUCGUGUGAAGGAUCUGGAGACACAUACGAAUAUACGCAAGACGGCAGACGAUCGUAGAUCGCUUAACUUGCAAUUCGGUCGAUCGGUAUCGCACGAUACUGGCACAGCAGUAACACGUGUGGAAAUGUUGCCUUGUUAUGGCGGCGAGGGCACAAUUCAAACUGAGCACAGUCCCGUUUGGACAUCGUCUGCAAAACUCAUUACACAGACAUCCAACUUGAAAACGGCUGCAGAGAUUGGGGGUGGCGAUGAGGGAAUUGUACACAAUAAAUCGAAUAUGUGUCCUGAAACCGCCAAUGUAUCUGACGAUAUUGCAAGUAACGCAAUGGAUGCAUCCCCAACUGAGCCUAUAAAGGCGCAGCAAUUCAAAGUGGACAACAGACGUCAUAGCCGCAAAACUCAGUCGUGGACUGCGAUCAGUGGUACAAGUGACUUGAGCGGCGGCAGCAGAAGCGGCGGUAUAGUUUUAGAUCGUCUCAACGUUCUGGGUGCCGGUACGAGUGCCAGCAGUUGUGGUACCAGCAAAUUGGGCUCUAAUAGCAGUAUUGAUUCGAUCUCAUCGAGCGUCGCAUCUUCGACGACUACAACAUUUGAGGAGCGAGUGAUAACUCGUACCCAUAGGCAUCGGGAUUUGCCCUCACGGCAUGCCUCCUGGGGUUCAGGAGACACGAGAGGCGCUGUACCAGUACGAAAUAGUUCCUGGUCAGCAUACGACAGCAAUCGAAACUCUUGUCAGUAUGGCGGCGGGGCAAUACUCGAGGGGCAAAUACAUGAACUUAACAUCAAUAAGAGCAAUAAGACUGUCACACAAAAUUACCAGAGUGGACCGAUGCAAUAUCAGCAUCAACACCAUGUGGGCACGGUGAAACGCACUAAACAGAAAUUGGAACAAUGCGGAAGCGCUGGCAACAGUCAUACACUGAAGAAAUUGUGUUCAGAAAAUGGUGAGCGUUUGACGGAUGAAACCACAGUAGCUAACAGUGCAAAGCGCAUUGCCAAAGGUGCAAUUAAUUUGUUUCGAAGCGCUUCAGCUGCUAGUUCGACACGCACUCGCUGUCCUCCAUAUCGCUGCAAUAGCGUUGAAAUUGUGCCCGGCGUUACGACGCCUUCUACAGGCAGUAGCAAUGCUGUUGCAGACGUAUUGGCAUGCCAGAUGGUUAUGCGUCGGAGCGACGGAAGCCGACCGCUCAAUAAUGACUUAUUUUCGGCUUCCUCCGCUCCUGAAUCGUACACAAUAUCCGAUAUAGAAAAUAAAAAUAUGUUACCACCCGUAUCGGACAACGUCACAACUGUAAUACCCGGCGUGGAUGAAGAUGAGGAUGCAGUGUUAAUGCGCGAAAAUAUUGGCAGUGGAUCCAACACUGCUGAUCAACGUAUCUCCGGUUCUGUGCAAAUACUCAAAAAAAGUUUUGAGGCGAAAGCGGGCAGUGGUAAUAGUGGUGGCACCGCUGGCAGUGGAAACGUAUUACAAGUACAAACUGCAGUGUUGCCUGCGAAGAAAGGUCAUCACUCAUUGCCUUCUUCACCAGUAGCGCAGCAUAUAGAACCACAUCAAGCCCGCCAACACAAUCCACAAAUCGCAACAUUGACUGCAGCAAUUUCAUCAACAGCUUCUACAACACAUAGUCUCAACACAGCGCCACUGUGUGAGAGUGAAAUAGCUGCUGAAAUUGUUGACAUGUCCUCUAAUAUCACAAGCACUAUAAACACUACAACACAGUCGAUAUAUACGCCCGCCUCUACUGCAUCAACGACAAUGUCAGUAGCAUCGUCUUCUUCAUCUACGUCGUCUUCGUCGAGCAUGUCUGACCCUUAUGUUGAUCGCAACGUUAAGGUGCUGGUGCAUAAAUACCAAACGCCUACUGCGCUCGUGCCCACAAACAAGAAUGAAUGUCAAGUGGGCGCUAACCCGAUAUCUUCAAAUAUGUCCUCAUCAUCUCCUUCAUCCUCCUCCUCAUGUUCAGUACCAACAACACUUGCGUCCCUUGCUACUUCCAUCGGUCAUUCGAAACCCCGCCGUCAUUCCUAUUAUGAAAGUGGUGGUAAUGCGUCGCACAAAACUAUGUCGAUGGGCAGCAGUAGAACUGGUGGCGGUGGCGGUGGCGGCGUCAUUGGCAGUCGCUUGUCACACGAAUAUAGUGAUAGUAGGCCACCGCCUGCACCAGCAAAAGCACCACAAUCGUCACAUAGUAAUAAUUCUCAGACGCCAUUAGGAGACAAUACGCAACAGCCACCACAACAACAGCAGCAGCAACAACAACAUCAUCAGCGUCGUUUGCAACAGCAUGGCCGCACGCAUCCACUCAGCAGGCUAACGUUACCAAAACAGAGCUUCAAUACAGCUGCUUACAAUACCAUGUAGAUUAUAUCAGCGAUGUCUCACCGUCCCCUUUACCAAAAUUCUGUGUUUGGUGUACUCUCAAUUGUAUAAUGUUGUAAAAGCACUUCUUCACAAUGACACCCCAAAAAACGCGAAAAACUCAUACACACUCACUUUAUCAUUUUGGUGCACUAUUACUAGCCCGAUAUUUUUUUCAGUUUAAAACUAAUAUAAUACUGAGUGUUUAAUAUCUGAGCACAAUUUAUAUGCUCAUUUAAUCAUAAUUUUUUUUGCUUUUUUUUUUUGCUUCGUUUCCCGCGCAACCGCUUCUCUGCAUUUCUAAGCAUUUUCUAACCAAUCCCUAAACUAUAUAAGUAUUUUUCUAAAAGGAAAAUUGUUUUGGCUGUUUGCAUUUCUAAAAUAAUUCUUUAUUUUGAUAUUGUCCACUGCCAGCGCGACAAAAAAAAUUGUCUUCCGAUUAAAAAGAGUUUAACUUUAAUCGACAUGCAAAUAAACUAAAUCGCAAAAAUGAAAUUUAAGUUCAAGUGCACUUCAUUAUUCAUAGGAUAGGAAUAUAAAAAAAAUUAUAAUUUUAAUUAUUAGUAUUCUAAAUAUUUUGCAUUUGCUUUGCCUCGAUAUGACUUUUUACUAUAUUUUCUUCGGUGAAGUUAUUUUACAGAAUAUUUUCGACGUGUGUGUGUGUGGGUAUUUCAUGCUAUUUCACAUUAUAUCUCCCGCUCACAAUAUUACUAAGCACGCUAAUUUCUUUUUAUAGUUCGUUCCACAGCUUGACCAUAAACUUUGAUAAUAACAUAAAAAAAUAUUAGCGCUGCAAUGUACUGAUGUCUUUAUAUACAUACAUACAUAUAUUCAUUGCUAUUUUAUAUUUUUAUUCAUAUCCAAGCUAUACCUAAAUAUCUCAUGCCAUUAUCUUUUCCAUGUACCGACUUAUUUUAUUUGUAUUAUUAUUAUAUGCUGAUUUUAACUAAAUCAUAAUUAUUUAUAAACUUAAAGAUCGCAUUAGAAAUUGUAAGGAGCCGUUUUUAUGUAUGUACUACUACGUAGCGCUUUUUACCAUUGCCGUACUGUAUUUGUAUAUUAAUUAUAAGCAUUUGCAACAAAUUCGGCACGACUCACCAAUAAAACCAUACAAAACAACUUUAUCCUACACUACA